This is a messenger RNA of Ornithorhynchus anatinus (platypus), 1840 nucleotides long. RefSeq names its product nuclear factor, erythroid 2 (gene NFE2). Gene Ontology annotation, biological process: regulation of transcription by RNA polymerase II. Gene Ontology annotation, molecular function: DNA-binding transcription factor activity, RNA polymerase II-specific; RNA polymerase II cis-regulatory region sequence-specific DNA binding. Bases 427 to 1548 code for a protein of 373 amino acids. Gene Ontology annotation, cellular component: nucleus. The record is from RefSeq and is a predicted model, not a curated record. NCBI's taxonomy places the organism in Eukaryota, Metazoa, Chordata, Mammalia, Monotremata, Ornithorhynchidae. The transcript has 2 exons.
GCCCCCAGUCUCUCUCCCCCCACUCCCCAGGAAGGGAGAAACUGAGGCCUAGAAAGGCGAGUGAAUCUCCUCCUUGAGCCUUCUCCUCCUUUGGCCAUCUCAGAGCCCUGCUCAGACCCGGGAGAAGGGGGAGAGCGAUGCCCCCCUCCCCAUGGGAAUAUUCAGGCCAGAGGGAAGGGAUCACAUGGGCUGAGGAGGAGGAAGCCAGAAGCAGCAGCUCCACAGCCGGAAGACUGGAGGUCAGACAACAGGAAGGACUUUCCACCAGGGUGAUAUGCACGUCUCAGAAGAGGGAACAUUCCCAGGUCACCUGGAUGCAAUGGAUUGGACGUGUUGACCUCUGACCCCCUGCUGCUCUCUGUGGUCUCAGGUUGCCGGGGUCCCGGUGGCUUUGGGGGAGCCUGCGCCCCGGCCUGGUGCUGUAGGAUGUCCCCGUGCCCUCCUCAGCAGGUGAGGAAUCGGCCAGGACCACCACCAGCCCCAGAACUGGGGGAGAUGGAGCUGACUUGGCAGGAAAUCAUGUCCAUCACAGAGCUACAGGGCCUGGACACCCCGCCGGAGACCCCCUACGAGCUGGCCCUGUAUGGGGCGCAGCCCCCGGCCCCCGGCUUCGGCCCUUGCAGCCUCCUCCCCGCCUGCCCCCCGUCCUCCUGCGGCCAGCCCCCCCCGCCCUACGCCCGCCCCUACCCCGCCCCGCCGGAGCCCGGCCCCUACCCCUACGACGUCUUCGGUCUUCCCGCCCCUGGCCCGCCGCCCCCUAAGCCCCUCACCCUCUCCGGCCUCCUGAGCGAGCCACUCCCUGACCCCCUGACCUUGGCCGAGAUGGUCCUGCCGAGCGCGGCCGCCACCCUCCUGGCCCCGCACAAGUGCCCCGAGGACCCCGAGUCCGACUCCGGACUGUCCCUCAACUACAGCGACGCCGAGUCCCUGGACCCCGAGGCCGGGGUGGGCGAGGCGGGGCGGGGGCGGCCCGAGUACGCCGAGCUCUUCCCCCCGGCCUUCCCGCCGCCCCCGCCUCCCCCGCCGCCCCCGCCGCCAGCCUGGGCCUCCCCGCCGGGCCCGGCCCGACCCAAGCCCCCCGGCCGCGGAGAGGCCGGCUGCCGGGACCAGCGCCGGGCUCUGGCCAUGAAGAUCCCCUUCCCCACGGACAAGAUCGUCAACCUGCCCGUGGACGACUUCAACGAGCUGCUGGGCCGGUACCCGCUGAGCGAGAGCCAGCUGGCCCUGGUGCGGGACAUCCGGCGUCGGGGCAAGAACAAGGUGGCCGCCCAGAACUGCCGCAAGCGCAAGCUGGAGACCCUGGUGCAGCUGGAGCGCGAGCUGGCCGAGCUGAGCACCCGGCGGGAGAGGUUGCUGCGGGCCCGGGGCGAGGCCGGCCGGACCCUAGGGCUCCUGCGCCAGCAGCUGGGCGACCUGUACCGCGACGUCUUCGCCCGGCUGCAGGACGAGGAGGGCAACGGCUACUCGCCCGACGAGUACGUCCUGCAGCAGGCGGCCGACGGCACCGUCUUCCUGGCGCCCCGCGGGACCCCGGCCCAGGAGGACUGAGCGCCCGGACCGGGGAGGGAGGGGACGUCUGAGCCCCCCGGCCGGGCCGCCCGGAGUCCAGGGGCCGCCCGGCUGGACUUACCGGGGGACCGGCAUCACGGGCGUUGAUGCCCCCUGGCCAAACGGACUGAGAGCCGGGGCGUCCGUGUCCUCUGUUGGACGGACUGAGGGUCAGUCUGCGGGCAUCGAGCGACACACAGGAGCAGAAGCCGCUGGGCCAGCUGUGCUCAGCCCAGGUUGUGGCCCCGCCAUCGGCCGGAGGCUUUGGCAGAUAAAACGUGCACUGAAAUCA